GAGUAGAGGGCGCUGCGAGACUGAGUUUCUACCCCCCAGCUUUCCCUCCGGAGCGAUCACCCCGACGUAACAAUGGUUCGGAGCAUCAAAAACCUCAAGAAAGUCAAGAGAAAAAGCAAGGGUUCGAGGAAUGGGGCUGGAGCGUCUUCUUCAUCGGUACCUUCAAUGCCCGCAAAGGUCUGGCAACCGGGAGUGGAUAAGUUGGACGAAGGAGAGGAACUUCAAUGUGACCCCUCUGCAUACAACUCUCUCCAUGCCUUCCACAUUGGUUGGCCCUGUUUGAGCUUCGAUAUUGUUCGUGACUCGUUAGGCUUGGUGAGGACAGAGUUUCCACACACUGUUUAUCUUGUCGCAGGGACUCAGGCUGAGAAAGCUUCAUGGAAUUCCAUUGGAAUAUUUAAGAUAUCUAAUGUGUCUGGAAAGAGACGUGAACUAUUGCCCAAUAAACCAGAGACUGAUGAUGCUGACAUGGACAGUGAUAGCAGUGACAGUGAUGAGGACAGUGAAGAUGAGGAGGAUGGUGGAUCUAAGGCACCAAUUUUGCAGCUGCGUAAGGUAGCUCAUGAAGGAUGCAUAAAUCGUAUACGUGCCAUGCAGCAAAAUCCUCAUAUAUGUGCAUCUUGGUCUGAUAGUGGCCACGUUCAGAUUUGGGACUUCAGUUCGCAUCUCAAUACUUUAGCCGAAUCAGAAGCUGAAGUUAGCCAGGGAGAAUCUUCAGUUUUUAAUCAGGCUCCACUAAUGAAGUUCAAGCACAAGGAUGAAGGUUAUGCUAUAGACUGGAGUCCACUUGUUCCUGGAAGGCUUCUGUCUGGGGACUGUAAAAAUUUUAUUCAUUUGUGGGAGCCUUCGUCUGGCACUUCAUGGAACGUCGAUGCUGCUCCAUUUGUUGGACAUUCUGCAAGCGUUGAAGAUCUGCAGUGGAGUCCUACAGAACCUCAUGUAUUUGCCUCCUCUUCUGUGGAUGGGAAUAUUGCAAUAUGGGAUGUCCGUUCAGGGAAGUCUCCUGCCGCCUAUUUUAAGGCACACAAUGCAGAUGUGAAUGUUAUUUCUUGGAACAGGCUUGCUAGCUGCAUGUUGGCAUCAGGCUGUGAUGAUGGAACGUUUUCUAUUCGUGAUCUCCGAUUGCUUAAGGAAGGUGAUUCUGUAGUAGCGCAUUUUGAAUACCAUAAACAUCCCAUCACGUCCAUAGAAUGGAGUCCACAUGAAGCCUCCACACUGGCAGUGUCAUCUUCCGACAACCAAUUGACAAUAUGGGACCUCUCUUUAGAAAAGGAUGAGGAAGAAGAAGCUGAGUUCAAAGCAAAAACCAAAGAACAAGUAAAUGCACCUGAAGAUUUACCUCCACAACUUCUAUUUGUUCAUCAGGGGCAAAAGGACUUGAAGGAAUUACAUUGGCAUGCUCAGAUUCCAGGGAUGGUUGUGUCUACUGCUGCAGAUGGUUUCAAUAUCCUCAUGCCUUCAAACAUUCAAACUACUCUUCCUUCUGAUGUUGCUGCUUGAAAGUCGAGAUGAACGUCCGUUUGUUUCUUUACUACUGGAGCUGUGAGGUUGACUGUUCAUGUUUUACCUAAAUUUUGCCCCCACAUUAUAGGAGUGCCAAACUUUUUUUUCUCUUUUUUUCUUGUUAAGGAAAGUAAGUAUGAUGUGUAUUAUAUUUACAAUUAAGGUUGAAUGGAAUUUUGUGUUCAAAUAAGUA
This is a messenger RNA of Cucurbita pepo subsp. pepo (vegetable marrow), 1696 nucleotides long. Its product is annotated as Transducin family protein / WD-40 repeat family protein. NCBI's taxonomy places the organism in Eukaryota, Viridiplantae, Streptophyta, Magnoliopsida, Cucurbitales, Cucurbitaceae. Gene Ontology annotation, molecular function: protein binding. The record is from RefSeq and is a predicted model, not a curated record. Gene Ontology annotation, biological process: ribosome biogenesis. Gene Ontology annotation, cellular component: nucleolus.